Penicillium atrosanguineum is the source of this 252-nucleotide messenger RNA. Its product is annotated as Ras-related protein Rab-6B. The record is from RefSeq and is a predicted model, not a curated record. NCBI's taxonomy places the organism in Eukaryota, Fungi, Ascomycota, Eurotiomycetes, Eurotiales, Aspergillaceae. Bases 1 to 252 code for a protein of 83 amino acids. The transcript is spliced from 2 exons.
AUGUUUGACAAAUUGAAGAGUAAGCUCCAUCGCCAUAAGAGCCAGGGCGAAAAAGAUGAAUCAAGAGAGCCUGACGAACGAGAACUGGAAAAAGUGAAUAAAGCUCCCGCUUUAGCACCAGCCCCUGCCCCAACUGCCCCGGCCAAGCAGUCCACCACUGAGAUCAAAGAGAGCGCCACACAGUCCAAGACGCAACCACCCAAGAAGCCAGAUGCCCCUGCAAAAGUUCGGUGGGAAAUUGCUCUCCAGUAA